Messenger RNA from Oldenlandia corymbosa var. corymbosa, 1158 nucleotides. Lineage: Eukaryota; Viridiplantae; Streptophyta; Magnoliopsida; Gentianales; Rubiaceae. The record is from the annotation of a GenBank genome assembly.
AUGGCAUACUCGGGGACAACCGGAGCAGUUACUGGAAGCACUACACCGGCGGCUAGUACCAGUACAUUGCCGGCGAAUGUUUCCGAACCCGCAACCGUACAAGUUAGCAUUCCAUCUUCCCAUGCUGCUUACCCGGCUUCCUCUUCGUCCCUGGCUUUCCAACAAAGCGUUGUGCUGGCGCUGGAGGCCCCUGCUGCUGCAGCCGGAGAUGCGGCUUGUCCGAGGACGCGCAGACCGAGAAUGGCCGCCGCUGACCCUGAAGGUUCGUUCCAAGGCACGCCGAUACAAAUGCCGCCACAGCAAAAUGUUCAGGCGACGUCUCCACCACCGGUGGCAGCAGCUACUGGGUUUGAGUCCCAGCCGACGGCGGCGGUUUACUCAAUGGCUCAGGGAAGUGGGUUAUUAAGAACCAGAGGGAGACAAUAUGGUUCAAGCGGUAGAAGGCCCCAACCUGAUGUUCAAGAAUCUGGAUCUUCAGGCAGCAAAUUGACUGCAUCUUUCCUAUAUGUCAAACCAGGAGAGGAUAUAUCAGCGAAAAUCUUAGACUUUUUCAAGAAUUCAAAUGCCACUGGCAUUAGUGUCUUGUCAGCAACUGGCAUCAUAUCAAGAGUGACGGUCAAUCAAGCUGCAUCAGGAAGAACCGCUACAUUUGAGGGUUGGUUUGACAUAUUGUGCCUCUCUGGUUCAUUCUCAAUGGCUGACGCUGGAGGACAGAGAAGCAUGAUAGGUGGUUUAAGCAUAACGUGGGCUGGACCUGAAAACCGAUUUUAUGGCGGAUGUGUUGCUGGCCCUCUAAUUGCAGGAUCACCUGUUCAGAUUGUCAUCGGAAGUUUUGCGGCAGAUGGCGGCCGGCCAAUAUCAACAGACGGCGUAGAACCUCCUCCUCCUCCUCCGCCUGCUCAAGCAUACCCUCCUUCUGGUUUUGGUGCAAGUAGUAGCUCGCAACCUUUUGGGACUCCUCUCGGUGGAUCUUCUAGCAAUUAUGGCAGUUCCAUCUUUAAUCGUUAUGGCAAUCCAUAUAUGCGAUAAUGUUUGUGUACUUCCAAAUUAAGGAGAGGAAAACCUAGUUGUUAGGUGACAUAGAUUGAGUGUCAGUAAUCCUAGCAUUGGAGUUCUCUUGUGCUGUCAUCCUUAGUUGAAGUUAAUACAUUGUUAAAG